AUCUGUGCAGUAAGAACAUAUGGGGGAUUUGAGCAAGAAUUUCCAGUCUCACAGGACUAUUACCUAUUACUAGUAAUUUAGCAUGGGCAUUGCCUGUGCAUUUGUGGUGGUGUCCCCUUACCCUGGUAUGUGACACCCAUUCUUCCAGGCAGCUGAAGGCAUGAACACAUGGGAACGGGGUAGAAAUAUGGCACAAAUGUGUUGUCAUUCUAUAAGGACUCAGGGACACCAUGUGUGCUUGGAUUAGAGAGUAGGAAAUAUCGCACAAAUGGUGCGUAAGGUCAGGGUAGGUCAAACAUGGCUUCCGUGGAGGACAAAGCUGGGAUGGAACCUGGAACACAACAACUGAAUGCGAAGGAAGUGCCCACAACAUGCCUGGGGACACAGGGCUGUUUCUUCCGACGCUCGCGACGUCAGCGAAACACUUCGCUAUCGAUGGAACUGAUUGAGGCGGCAGAAGAAGGUGAGGUGACGAGAAUACAGAGACUGGUGAAGAGAGGGGCGGAUGUGAAUGUGGGAGAUCCAGACAGACAAGGUAACAGUGCCCUACACCAGGCUGUACUGAAGGGCCAUGCAGAUGUGGUACAGCUACUGCUGAAUGCUGGCAGCCAGAUCAACAUCAAAAACCAGGAUGGAGACACGCCUCUGCAUUGUGCUGCAUCCUCCAACAUGCAGGGAAUCCUCAAGCUCCUAGUAAACUACUCAGGGUGCAGUAUCAAUGCCAAAAACUAUCAUGGUGACACAGCCCUCCACUGUUCAGCUCGGUGUGGACACACAGACGUGGCCAGACAUCUCAUCAGUCUGCCAGGGAUCCAGGUCAACAUGAAAAACAAUCUGGGCUACACAGCACUCCACAUCUCAGCUGCGGCUUGCAGGUGUGACCUGGUCAACAUGUUCCUAGAGGAUGAUGGGUGUCAGCUGGACAGCAGGAACAAGCAUGGGAACACACCUCUCCACGAGGCAGCUAUGAACGGCUGUGUAGAUGUUGUCAGGCAGCUGGUCAACGCUAACUGUGAUGUCAAGGCAGAAAACAAGGAUGGGAACACUCCUCUGCACAGCGCUGCCUGGGGAGGCCACUGUGAGGUGGCCAGGCUCCUCAUCACAGGGGGAACAAACAUCAACACAAGAAACAGUAAUGGAGACACCCCCCUCCACGUAGCAGCUCAGAUGGGACACAGUGAGGUCGCACACACUUUAAUCCACGCAGGGUGUCAUCUCAACAUACUCAACUAUGACAAUAUGACGGCUCGAGACAUUUGCCAAGAUCACAAAGACGACAACCACAAGGAGAUUGUGGCAGAGAUAGACUCUAUUACAAGAAUUAAGAAUGACACAGCAACUAGAAGUCUUGCUGACAUUGUGCUUAUAGAAAUUAAAGGUGUGUUGAGCGAUGAGAGCCUGUGGAAGCUGUCCAAGUGUAUAGGUUCGGAGUGGGACACCAUGAUGGUGUAUCUGGGCUUCCACCAAAUGGACAUCGUCAGGGUCAGGCUGGAGUUCUUCUGCGACAUGAACCUACAGAUCUACUCGUUGUUGAAAGAGUGGAGAAACAGAACACCCCCAGCUCAGGAGAAACUGGGUAUUCUGGCUGACGCUCUGAGGGAAGUGGGUAGGAAAGACCUGGCAGAGAACCUUCUGAUUGGGAUUGUGAGUGAACCACCGGGGGAGGAGACCCAGAUCUAACUGGGAUUGUUCCUGUUUGUUUGUUGUUUGUGUGUUACUUACGCCAAAAAGUAGUUACUCAAGCAACUGGAUAUGGUUUUGGAAACGGUCAGACGUUUUGGAUAGAGUCCACUAUCCUUCGUCAGUGACACUGAAGUG
Branchiostoma floridae (Florida lancelet) is the source of this 1818-nucleotide messenger RNA. Its product is annotated as ankyrin repeat and death domain-containing protein 1A-like. The transcript has 14 exons. Lineage: Eukaryota; Metazoa; Chordata; Leptocardii; Amphioxiformes; Branchiostomatidae. The coding region runs from base 298 to 1680 and encodes 460 amino acids. Gene Ontology annotation, biological process: signal transduction. Gene Ontology annotation, molecular function: protein binding. The record is from RefSeq and is a predicted model, not a curated record.